Messenger RNA from Theobroma cacao (cacao), 1974 nucleotides. Its product is annotated as GHMP kinase family protein. Gene Ontology annotation, biological process: isopentenyl diphosphate biosynthetic process, mevalonate pathway. Gene Ontology annotation, cellular component: peroxisome. NCBI's taxonomy places the organism in Eukaryota, Viridiplantae, Streptophyta, Magnoliopsida, Malvales, Malvaceae. Gene Ontology annotation, molecular function: phosphomevalonate kinase activity; ATP binding. The record is from RefSeq and is a predicted model, not a curated record.
ACUGCUGAGUUAGUUCUUCUUGUCGUGUUUGUUGAUUACUGAGUUACCGAAUCUCAGAGUCAAGCUUCCCAGCUCUUCCCGGCGCUUAGCAUUUCCCUCUAUAAAAAUUCUCUCCUUCCUUUCUAAACCUCUCAAAUUUCUUUAAUUUUUUUGUAUUAAUUUAAAUACCCAGUUUUCAACCUCCAAAUCCUAAUCGUUGGCGACAAUGGAAGUAGUUGCUUCUGCUCCGGGGAAGGUGUUGAUGACUGGGGGGUACUUGAUUUUGGAGAGGCCAAAUGCUGGGAUUGUUCUGAGUACAAAUGCCCGUUUUUACGCUAUUGUGAAGCCAAUUCAUGAAGAUGUCAAGCCUGAAAGCUGGGCAUGGGCAUGGACCGAUGUCAAACUAACAUCUCCUCAGCUUUCCAGAGAAAGCACAUACAAAUUGUCUAUGAAGCAUUUAACGCUUCAGUGUGUCUCUUCAAGUGAAUCAAGGAACCCUUUUGUAGAAAAUGCAAUUCAAUAUGCUGUAGCAGCUGGACGUGCAACUCUUGACAAGAAUAAGAAGGAUGCAUUAGACAAACUACUCUUACAAGGUCUUGAUAUCACAAUCUUAGGUUGCAACGACUUUUACUCUUAUCGGAAUCAGAUUGAAGCUCAUGGACUUCCUUUGACACCAGAUGCGUUGGCUGCUCUACCACCUUUUACAUCAAUUACUUUCAAUGCUGAGGAAUCAAAUGGAGGAAAUUGUAAACCUGAAGUUGCGAAAACUGGAUUGGGUUCAUCAGCAGCAAUGACAACUGCUGUAGUUGCUGCUUUACUUCAUUACCUUGGUGUUGUUAACCUUUCCGCCUUGUCUGAAGAUCCACACCAGCAAAAUUCCAUGGAUCUUGAUGUCGUGCAUAUGAUAGCUCAAAGUGCCCAUUGUAUUGCCCAAGGAAAAGUUGGCAGUGGCUUCGAUGUGAGUUCUGCAGUCUAUGGGAGUCAGCGUUAUGUUCGUUUUUCACCAAAAGUGCUUUCUGCUGCUCAGGUUGCAGUGCAAGGAAUGCCAUUAGAGGAAGUCAUUGGCAACAUUCUAAAUGGAGAAUGGGACCAUAAGAGGACUAAAUUCUCUUUGCCACCAUUAAUGACACUUUUACUAGGAGAACCCGGAACUGGUGGAUCAUCGACACCAUCAAUGGUAGGUGCUGUUAAAAAAUGGCAGAAGGCUGAUCCUGAAAAAUCCCAAGAAACAUGGAGAAAGCUGGCUGAGGCUAAUUCAGAACUUGAGAAACAACUCGACAUGUUAAGCAAAUUAGCCAAAGAACAUUGGGAUGCUUACAAAUGUGUGAUUGAUAGCUGUAGCAGGCUUAAACCAGAAAAGUGGAUGGAGGGAGUUACUGAGCCAAUCAAAGAAGCAGUUGUUAAAGCAUUGCUACAGGCAAGGGAUGCUAUGCUUGGGAUCAGAAAUCACAUGCGACAAAUGGGAGAGGCAGCAGGCAUUCCGAUAGAACCCAAAUCACAGACUCAACUUUUGGAUGCUACUAUGAAUAUGGAAGGAGUUUUGUUGGCUGGGGUUCCUGGAGCAGGUGGAUUUGAUGCAAUCUUUGCUGUUACCUUGGGGGAUUCCAGCAGCAAUGUGACAAAUGCAUGGAGUUCACACAAUGUCCUGGGCUUGUUAGUUAGGGAAGAUCCUCAAGGUGUUUCUUUAGAAAGUGGUGAUCCACGAAGCUGGGAAAUUACAUCUGGGGUUUCUUCAGUCCAUAUCAAGUGAGCUUGAUUUCUUUUUUGUAUUUGAUGAGUUAGGAAUGCCAUAUUAAAAUUUGGUGGAAAAUGUGAUUUCCUACAGAAAUUGUACUUUGUUUUGGAGAUUGAUUUAAUUGGGGAAGGGUUUUAAAUCGACAGAUAAAGCCUCCUCUAAAAAAAUCAACUGUCAUACAUUUAAGUUCCUUGAACAAUGAAUACAUAAAAUAAGAAAAAAAAAUAUCCUUCCCACAAUUGGGAAGGGUUCAUCUUGCU